Gastrolobium bilobum is the source of this 666-nucleotide messenger RNA. RefSeq names its product citrate-binding protein-like. Bases 1 to 666 code for a protein of 221 amino acids. Lineage: Eukaryota; Viridiplantae; Streptophyta; Magnoliopsida; Fabales; Fabaceae. The transcript has 2 exons. The record is from RefSeq and is a predicted model, not a curated record.
AUGGGAUAUAUGUCCAAGGCCAUGGUUGCUGUUCUGAACUUACUUGUUUGUUAUUCAUUCUUCCACGUGGCAAGAAGCUCCCAGGUGGACCCUACCCUUGGGUUCACUGAUGUUCCAUUGAACCAAUCAAAUCUUAUAGUUGAGAGGCCUUUUAAUGUACCUGAAAAUAAACGCUAUAGCUUUGUCAAUGGAGUGCACAAGAUGUGGGUGUACUCCACGGACGAUCCUCACUCCUUAUAUAGCAGAACCUUACCCCGAACAGAAAUAGGCAUUAGCGGAUACGGUUAUAAGUCUGGGGUAUGGCAAUUUGAAGGGCAUGGUUUUGUGCCGAAUGGUACUUCUGGCGUGUGUAUUAUGCAAGUGUUCGGGGCAACCCCUCCUCGUGCUUCCACUUUUAUGCUUAGAACGUACAAAGGUUCUCUUAUGUAUUAUAGAAGUCCAAUUUUGGUUCCAGACAUAUGGAGGAGAUGGUUUAAGUUAAAUGUGAUCCAUGACGUCGAUGCCUCGUCUGUGAAGAUUUACAUUGAUGGGGUUCAGCUUUAUGAGGCGCCUGGUCGUGGCGGUAACUACCAUUCCUUCAAGUUCGGGGUUUACUCACAAAGUGAUUAUUCUUACUGUAUGGAGUCUCGUUGGAAGGGAAUAAGAGUUCUGAAAAAAAAUUCAUGA